Molecule: messenger RNA, 862 nt
Organism: Schizosaccharomyces cryophilus OY26
Lineage: Eukaryota; Fungi; Ascomycota; Schizosaccharomycetes; Schizosaccharomycetales; Schizosaccharomycetaceae
Product: myosin I light chain Cam2
Exons: 1
Coding region: 179-610 (143 amino acids)
Biological process (GO): mitotic cytokinesis; actomyosin structure organization
Cellular component (GO): cytoplasm; myosin II complex
Molecular function (GO): myosin heavy chain binding; cytoskeletal motor regulator activity; calcium ion binding
Source: RefSeq, a predicted model, not a curated record
CUUUGGUACCCUGCUCUUGACUAGUACCAAACAUACUGCUUCCCUCUAAACAAGAAAAGCUGGAAGUUUAACGUAUCUAAACGGCUUGUAAGAGCAUCUCUUUAAGAUUUAGUUUAUUAUCGCGUUUUCUAGACCCAGAAAGCUGAAAUAUAAUCGGAACAAGUAGACUAAUAGAAAGAUGGCUCCUUCAAAAGAACAGUUGGAUGAAAUGAAAGAGGCCUUUACACUCUAUGAUAUAGACAGAGAUGGACUUAUUCCCACAAGUCAUGUUGGCUCUGUUUUAAGAAGCUUGGGCAUUAAUGUUUCAGAUGCCGAAUUAACAAAGUUAUCCAACGAACUUGGUGAUGCUAUAGAUGGAAAAAAGUUUAUGAAUUUUGCUACUAGUAAAUUAAACGAAACAGAAUCCGAGGAAGAGUUUGUGAAAGCUUUUACCGUCUUUGACAAAGACAAUAGCGGUUACAUCGAAACAGCCAAAUUUGCUGAGUAUAUGAUGACCUUGGGAGAAAAAUUACCGGAGCAUGAAGUCCAAAUGAUGGUUCAAGAAGCUGAUCCUACCAAUUCAGGAACUUUCAAUUACCAUGAAUUCGUUCAACGAAUUAUGGCCAAGUAAAAAAAAGAUAUAAAAGUCCCCUGGUGUGUGUCUCUGAUAUAGGUACCAUUGAUUGUAUUCUUUUUUCACUUAUUCCUUCUUUAUGAAGCUGUCUUUUGACUCUUCGGUGUGCAAUUGACUACAUAUCUAUAUGAAUUAUGACCUUUUUUUUUUAAUGCUAUGUGUCCCUUUGCUUUUAUUAUUCGUAAUAAAUUAUACUUAAGUAAGAGCCUUUUUCUUUCCUUGAAAUAUAUACUGCCCAUAGAUGAUCAG